CGGCGGGUUGGGAGCUACCCGGCGGGAGCGGGGUAGGCGCGGGGUCAUCUGGCAGCGCGGACCUGGACAUGGAGCCGCUUGGCGGAGGCCAGGGUCCCGGCCGCGGGACCCGGGACAAGAAGAAAGGCCGGAGCCCGGACGAGCUGCCUGCGGCGGGCGGCGACGGCGGCAAAUCCAAGAAAUUUACUCUGAAGCGGCUCAUGGCAGAUGAGCUGGAGAGAUUUACCAGCAUGAGAAUUAAGAAGGAGAAGGAAAAGCCCAAUUCUGCUCAUAGAAAUUCCUCUGCAUCAUAUGGGGAUGACCCCACAGCACAGUCAUUGCAAGACGUUUCAGAUGAGCAAGUUCUAGUACUCUUUGAACAGAUGCUGCUGGAUAUGAAUCUGAAUGAGGAGAAACAGCAACCUUUGAGGGAGAAGGACAUUAUCAUCAAGAGGGAGAUGGUGUCCCAAUAUUUGCACACCUCUAAGGCUGGCAUGAGCCAGAAGGAGAGCUCUAGGUCUGCCAUGAUGUACAUUCAGGAGUUGAGGUCAGGCUUGCGGGAUAUGCCUCUGCUCACCUGCCUGGAGUCCCUUCGUGUCUCCCUCAACAACAACCCCGUCAGCUGGGUGCAAACAUUUGGUGCUGAGGGCCUGGCCUCUUUAUUGGACAUCCUUAAACGACUCCAUGAUGAGAAAGAGGAAAGUGCUGGAAGCUACGACAGCCGUAACAAGCAUGAGAUAAUCCGUUGCUUGAAAGCGUUUAUGAAUAAUAAGUUUGGAAUUAAGACCAUGCUGGAAGCAGAAGAAGGAAUCCUGCUGCUGGUCAGAGCCAUGGAUCCUGCUGUUCCCAACAUGAUGAUUGAUGCAGCUAAGCUGCUUUCUGCUCUUUGUAUCUUACCGCAGCCAGAGGACAUGAAUGAGAGAGUUUUGACAGCGAUGACAGAAAGAGCUGAGAUGGAUGAGGUGGAACGUUUCCAGCCAUUGUUGGAUGGAUUGAAAAGUGGGACCUCCAUUGCACUCAAGGUGGGCUGCCUACAGCUGAUCAAUGCUCUCAUCACACCAGCAGAAGAACUUGACUUCCGAGUUCACAUUCGAAGUGAACUGAUGCGCCUGGGGCUGCAUCAGGUGUUGCAGGACCUUCGAGAAAUUGAAAAUGAUGAUAUGAGAGUGCAACUAAAUGUGUUUGAUGAACAAGGAGAAGAAGAUUCCUAUGACCUAAAGGGACGGCUAGAUGACAUUCGAAUGGAGAUGGAUGACUUCAGUGAUGUCUUCCAGAUUCUCUUAAACACAGUGAAAGAUUCAAAGGCAGAGCCACACUUCCUGUCCAUCCUGCAGCACUUGCUCUUGGUCCGAAAUGACUAUGAAGCCAGACCUCAGUACUAUAAGUUGAUUGAAGAAUGUAUUUCUCAGAUAGUUUUGCAUAAGAAUGGGGCUGAUCCUGACUUCAAGUGCCGACACCUCCAGAUUGAUAUUGAGGGGUUGAUUGAUCAAAUGAUUGAUAAAACAAAGGUGGAGAAAUCUGAAGCCAAAGCUACAGAGCUGGAAAAAAAGCUGGACUCAGAGUUAACAGCCCGACAUGAGCUACAGGUAGAAAUGAAGAAGAUGGAAAGUGACUUUGAGCAGAAGCUCCAGGAUCUUCAGGGAGAAAAGGAUGCCUUGGAUUCUGAAAAGCAGCAGAUUGCUACAGAGAAACAGGACUUGGAAGCAGAGGUGUCUCAGCUCACAGGAGAGGUUGCUAAGCUGUCCAAGGAACUGGAAGAUGCCAAGAAAGAAGUGGCUUCUCUCUCUGCUGCAGUUACUGCUGUAGCCCCUCCUAGCAAUGCUACUAUUGCCCCCACUCCUGGCAUUGUUAUUCCACCUCCAGCCCCUCCUUUACCAGGGGAGCCUAGCAUACCCCCCCCAGCUCCUCUUCCUGGAGAUGAUACCAUUCCUCCUCCACCGCCUCCCUUUUCUUUGCCUGGGGGUGUUGGUAUCCCCCCACCCCCUCCUUUGCCUGGGGAUGGUAGCAUCUCCCUACCCCCUCUGCCUGGGAGUGGUGGCAUCCCCCCACCCCCUCCUUUGCCUGGGGAUGCUAGUAUCCCCCCACCUCCUCCUUUGCCUGGGAGUACUGACAUCCCCCCACCUCCUCCUUUGCCUGGGAGUACUGGCAUCCCCCCACCUCCUCCUUUGCCUGGGAGUACUGGCAUCCCCCCACCUCCUCCUUUGCCUGGAGGAGCAGGCAUGCCACCACCUCCUCCUCCUCCUCUUCUUGGUGGUCCUGGAAUCCCUCCACCCCCUCCAUUUCCUGGAGGUCCUGGAAUUCCUCCACCUCCUCCUGGAAUGGGUAUGCCUCCACCUCCGCCUUUUGGAUUUGGAGUUCCUGUAGCCCCAGUUCUGCCAUUUGGAUUAACCCCAAAGAAGCUUUAUAAGCCAGAGGUGCAACUCCGAAGGCCAAACUGGUCCAAGUUUGUUGCUGAGGACUUGUCCCAGGACUGCUUCUGGACAAAGGUGAAGGAGGACCGCUUUGAGAACAACGAACUUUUCGCCAAACUUACUCUUACCUUUUCUGCCCAGACCAAGACCAAGAAGGAUCAGGAAGGUGGAGAAGAAAAAAAAUCUGUGCAAAAGAAAAAAGUAAAAGAGUUAAAGGUGUUGGAUUCAAAGACGGCCCAGAAUCUCUCCAUCUUUCUGGGUUCCUUUCGCAUGGCCUAUCAAGAGAUUAAGAAUGUCAUCCUGGAGGUGAACGAGAGUGUUCUCACUGAGUCUAUGAUCCAGAACCUCAUUAAGCAAAUGCCAGAGCCAGAGCAGUUAAAAAUGCUUUCCGAACUGAAGGAUGAAUAUGAUGACCUGGCUGAGUCAGAGCAGUUUGGUGUGGUGAUGGGCACUGUGCCCCGCCUGCAGCCUCGCCUCAAUGCCAUCCUCUUCAAGCUACAGUUUAGUGAGCAAGUGGAGAAUAUUAAGCCAGAGAUUGUUUCUGUGACUGCCGCAUGUGAGGAAUUACGAAAGAGUGAGAGCUUCUCUAGCCUUCUGGAGAUCACCUUGCUCGUGGGAAACUAUAUGAAUGCUGGCUCCAGAAAUGCUGGUGCUUUUGGCUUCAACAUCAGCUUCCUCUGUAAGCUUCGAGACACCAAGUCCACAGAUCAGAAGAUGACAUUGUUGCACUUCUUAGCUGAGUUGUGUGAGAAUGACUAUCCUGAUGUCCUGAAGUUUCCAGAUGAGCUUGCCCAUGUGGAGAAAGCCAGCCGAGUCUCUGCUGAAAACUUGCAAAAGAACCUAGAUCAGAUGAAGAAACAAAUUUCUGAUGUGGAACGUGAUGUUCAGAAUUUCCCAGCUGCCACAGAUGAGAGAGACAAGUUUGUUGAAAAAAUGACUAGCUUUGUGAAGGACGCGCAGGAGCAGUAUAACAAGCUGCGGAUGAUGCACUGCAACAUGGAGACCCUCUAUAAGGAGCUAGGAGAGUACUUCCUCUUUGACCCCAAGAAGUUGACUGUGGAAGAAUUCUUCAUGGAUCUACACAACUUUAAGAAUAUGUUUAUGCAAGCAGUGAAGGAAAACCAGAAGCGGCGGGAGACAGAGGAAAAGAUGCGGCGAGCGAAACUAGCCAAGGAGAAGGCAGAGAAGGAGCGGCUCGAGAAGCAGCAGAAGAGAGAGCAACUCAUAGACAUGAAUGCAGAGGGCGAUGAGACCGGUGUGAUGGACAGUCUUCUGGAAGCUCUACAGACAGGUGCAGCAUUCCGCCGGAAAAGAGGACCCCGUCAGGCCAACAGGAAGGCCGGGUGUGCAGUCACGUCUCUGCUAGCCUCGGAGCUGACCAAGGACGACGCCAUGACUGCUGUUCCUUCUAAGGUGCCCAGGAACAGUGAGGGGUUCCCCACCAUCCUGGAGGAAACCAAGGAGUUGGUUGGCCGUGCAAACUAAGCUGUGUCCUGCGGCCAUAGCAGCUCCUCCAGGAGCCCCAGACUGUCUGGUCCUGUGGCAUGUGCCUCCAGGGUCGCGGAAGUAUUCCUCGGGCUGCUGCUGCUACCACCCUGACCCUCUUCCUCUGUCCAUCAGCACAGCUUCAGCUGCCAGGAGGCCAGCAGGAGAGGGCAGAGCAGGGAGGCCCGAGCCCCACCCAGCCAGCCUGGCUGUCGUAUUACCAAAGCAGGCUCCAUGUUUGCUGCCUUAACCCCAAGUGUCUCCUCUCUGUCACUGAGGCCUUGUCUCAGACGAGGCCCCACCUGCUUUCCCAGCCCCUGCCUUUCCAGUGGGCUUUCCCCUGGGUCAAUCCCACUGGGUUUGUGCUUUUCUUUUGUGGUUUCUCGAGCCCUGCCAACAGCAUGGGGCUUGUGCACCUUUAGGCUCUCUCCCUCCUUUCAUUGCUGUCACCUCUGCUCUGCUGUUCCCCCUCCUGGUUAUUGUUAUUUAUUACUAGUGGUGUGACAGUGGGAGCCAUGCCUAGAGAAGUGGAGAGCAAGCCCCACCCUUACUGCACCUUCCUGGGAACGGCCUCCCAAAACAAAAAGGACCUGGACCACUUGAUCUGUUCUACGGUGGCCAAGAGCCUGUGGAGAGGCAAUGUCUAGAGACACUUUGGGACCCAUCCCCAGCCUGCUGCCAUGUUUUAUGACUCUGCCUCUGUGAACUCUCUAUACCUGCCUGGGCUCCUGAGCCGUGGUCACUGCUCACACCUUCCCCCAAGCUUUGGUGCAUCUCAUCUGGAGUAUGGGCUGUACUGUGACCAUCCCAACACCUCACCCUCUGUCUCCAAGGAAAUGGGAGGUGGAGCCUCCUGGCUGAGAAAUUGUUUUGCAAAUGGAUCUAUUUUUAUAUGAGAUUUUUUUUUUUUUUAAGAAAAUAACUAUUCCUUUCCCCUUUCCCCUCCAUAGUGUAAGAGGCUCUGAUAGCAAGGUCCCAGCAUCCCUGGGAUUUAUCCCCAUAUCCCCACAGGCCUCAAUCCUGAGCAGGACCUUGGACCUUUGCCUCAGCCCUAAGCCUGGCCUGUGUAGAUUCUCUCUCCCAUUAUCCAGUUCUGGGGCACAGCUUCUCUGGUAGAGCUGAACCAGGCCUAAGAAUAAUGGGAGCUCUGAGACCACAGUUUUUAUAAAUUUAAUAUAUUUAUCAAGCCAAAUGUGCAAAUGCUAACUGGGCCCUGGGCAAGUAAGCACAGGAGUAUGGCCACACAGCAUAGCCCUGCUCCCUUCUGAACAGUGGGCAGGCCAAGCUGCUCAGUAGCCCCGGCUCCAGAAAGCUCAGAUUCUCUGGCUCCAGGUGACACUUUGCCCUCCUUGUGCUUUCAGCUUCCCACCCCCAGGUAGGGAGAGAGAAUGGUACUGUUAUGGCUUGACCCAGAAUUCAAGUUGUGGAGCAAAGGGGGGACUUAGGCGACCGAAGCAUUCCUGCAGGGAGGCUUUCAGGCCGGGAACCUGGGUGCUGGCUCAGCCUUCAGGUCUAUGUGUGAAGGUGCAACAGCAGCUCCUUUGAGCUCUUCCCUAGAAGGUGGGGGUGAGGGGGAGGCUGCCUCCCUGAGUCUGCUCCUCCUCCCUGCUGACAUCUGGGGCUUUGACCCUUUCUUUUUUAAUCUACUUUUGCUAAGAUGCAUUUAAUAAAAAAUACACAAAAAACAAAAUGCAAACCUAUUUCCCUUGCCUCUUGGGCUUUUGGGAUUGUCAUCACCUCCAGUUUAUUGGGUUUGUUUCCAGUUGUUAAUAAAGCAUUGAAACAGUAUUACCUUA
Messenger RNA from Nyctereutes procyonoides (raccoon dog), 5671 nucleotides. RefSeq names its product diaphanous related formin 1 (gene DIAPH1). The transcript is spliced from 27 exons. The record is from RefSeq and is a predicted model, not a curated record. The coding region runs from base 69 to 3875 and encodes 1268 amino acids. Gene Ontology annotation, cellular component: actin filament; cytoplasm. Gene Ontology annotation, molecular function: actin binding; microtubule binding; small GTPase binding. Gene Ontology annotation, biological process: actin cytoskeleton organization; actin filament polymerization. NCBI's taxonomy places the organism in Eukaryota, Metazoa, Chordata, Mammalia, Carnivora, Canidae.